Messenger RNA from Synchiropus splendidus (mandarinfish), 1822 nucleotides. It is a transcript of the gene rbbp4, whose product is annotated as retinoblastoma binding protein 4. Gene Ontology annotation, cellular component: NuRD complex; nucleus; ESC/E(Z) complex. Gene Ontology annotation, biological process: regulation of gene expression. The transcript has 11 exons. The record is from RefSeq and is a predicted model, not a curated record. Gene Ontology annotation, molecular function: histone binding. Bases 2 to 1420 code for a protein of 472 amino acids. NCBI's taxonomy places the organism in Eukaryota, Metazoa, Chordata, Actinopteri, Syngnathiformes, Callionymidae.
UAUGACCACUUCCGGUGAACGCCGAUUGGCUGGACGUCUUCUGUGCAGUUGGCGCCAUUGCGAGUGGUACGGCUGUCUUAAGAGCGGUCGCGCGACAAAUCACUCUUUUUGGCGGAAAAUACCCUCCAUCUGCGACGAAAUGGCAGAUAAAGACGCUGCAUUCGAUGAUGCUGUUGAGGAGAGGGUCAUCAAUGAGGAGUACAAGAUCUGGAAGAAGAACACUCCUUUCCUCUACGACCUGGUCAUGACUCACGCCCUGGAGUGGCCCAGUCUCACCGCCCAGUGGCUGCCAGAUGUCACCAGGCCAGAGGGGAAGGACUACAGUGUGCACAGACUGGUUUUGGGGACUCACACCUCCGACGAACAGAAUCACCUAGUCAUCGCCAGUGUGCAGCUCCCCAACGAUGACGCCCAGUUUGAUGCGUCUCACUACGACAGUGAGAAAGGAGGUGAGGAGUUUGGAGGAUUCGGCUCGGUCAGCGGGAAGAUCGAGAUCGAGAUCAAAAUCAACCACGAGGGCGAGGUGAACCGAGCGCGCUACAUGCCCCAGAAUCCCUGCAUCAUCGCCACCAAGACGCCCACCAGCGACGUGUUGGUCUUCGAUUACACCAAACAUCCAUCCAAGCCAGACCCCUCUGGUGAAUGCACCCCAGAUCUCCGUUUGAGAGGCCACCAGAAAGAAGGCUACGGUCUGUCCUGGAACCCAAACCUCAGCGGCUGCCUGCUCAGUGCUUCUGAUGACCACACCAUCUGCUUGUGGGACAUCAGCACGGUACCCAAGGAGGGGAAAAUCGUCGACGCCAAGACCAUCUUCACGGGACACACGGCCGUGGUGGAGGACGUCUCCUGGCAUCUUCUGCACGAGUCUCUGUUUGGAUCAGUAGCCGAUGACCAGAAGCUCAUGAUCUGGGACACUCGGUCCAACAACACCUCCAAACCCAGCCACGCCGUGGAUGCGCACACAGCUGAGGUCAACUGUCUGUCCUUCAACCCCUACAGCGAGUUCAUCCUGGCCACUGGCUCAGCUGACAAGACGGUGGCUCUGUGGGAUCUGAGGAACCUGAAGCUCAAGCUGCACUCCUUCGAGUCUCAUAAGGACGAGAUCUUCCAGGUCCAGUGGUCUCCUCACAACGAGACCAUCCUGGCCUCCAGCGGCACAGACAGGAGGUUGAACGUGUGGGACUUGAGUAAGAUUGGCGAGGAGCAGUCACCGGAGGAUGCCGAGGACGGUCCUCCUGAGCUGCUGUUCAUCCAUGGCGGUCAUACAGCUAAGAUCUCAGACUUCUCCUGGAACCCCAACGAGCCGUGGGUCAUCUGCUCCGUGUCAGAGGACAACAUCAUGCAAGUGUGGCAGAUGGCUGAGAACAUCUACAACGACGAGGACCCUGAAGGAGCAGCAGACUCUGAGGUCCAGGCCUGAACCAGCUCGUCUGCACUGGUAUCCCCCUCGGUUCUGUUCAUGGACACUUGUCUUUAUAAUGUUCCAUUCUGGCUGCAGUCUUUCUUUCUGUAGACUUCCCAAGAAAAUGCUGCGUCAUCAGCGUAUUUUGAAAAUAAUUGACCAUAUUUUUAGGUAGUAGUUUUUUUCUGAGAUUCCAGGAUUCAACUCUGGUGUUGAAAAGGAGUUCUGUAUUCAAUUCUCUGCACAUUUUAAUCUUUUUUUUCUUCUGACUUUGUACAUACUGUAGUUUUCACUUCCUCAGUAGUUUGUUUUGUGUCCUGUUCUCGCCCUGCUUUUCUCAAAUUCUGGUGUUUUGUUGGGCUUUUUUUUCUUGCUGUGCUUCAUUGGAACUCGAGUUCAUAAUAAAUUGUUGUUCAUAAU